Molecule: messenger RNA, 1817 nt
Organism: Paramuricea clavata
Lineage: Eukaryota; Metazoa; Cnidaria; Anthozoa; Malacalcyonacea; Plexauridae
Source: the annotation of a GenBank genome assembly
AUCACAAAUUCACUUACAGUUUCGGUAAUAAAAAGAAAUUUAUUUUUCACAAAAGAUACAGUGAGCCUUGGCUCACAAUCUUACAUAUGCACACUAGCUCACGUUUAACACAAAAUUAUGCAUGGUGAGAGUCCAAUUAACUAUAAUGACGUAAAACAGCGAGUACUUGAUAAAGCUUGUUUUAAGUCAUUUGUCGUCUUUGAAAAUUAUUGAAAAUCAUUCCUAGUACAUUGUUUAACGAGACAAAAUGAGCAACGAUGAUGUACUGACGAAAUUUGAUAGAAAUCGAGCAAAUUGGGGAGCAAAUAAAUACCGGACGUCAUUUCCCACGCUGAUAAAGGCGGAAGUUGAAUAAUUUUUACUCAGAAGCAAGCAAUGAAUAAUAUCAUAUGGUCGAAUAUGGACGACGAUAUAAUAAAUCUCAAUAUCGGUGGACACAAAAUGACUACGAAAAGAUCCACUCUGUGUCAAGUCGAAGGUUCGUUACUCGCCUCCAUGUUUAGUGGACGUUGGGAAGACAGUCUCGAGCGUGACCAAGAUGAUGCCGUUUUCUUGGACUUUAAUCCUCAACAUUUUGGUUUUAUUUUAAAUUAUCUACGCGUGAAGCGAAUUGCGACUCCGGAGAAUCCCGCACCAUCGCCUAAAGUCCCUGAAGACCAGCUGAAAGAAUUUAGAAUUCUUGUCGAGUAUUUCGGGCUGAAUGACGAAAUGUUCCCCACUGAGAUUCUGCCAAACGAGAUAUUCAGUCUACACAGCAAAGGGCUCACUCUUGAGGAAGGCGGGAAAGUUGCAAUUCACGGUCCAACUCAUGGGCCUAAAUACGCUCUUGGUGAAAAUGCGUACCAAAAAGGGAUUAUUCGUCUUAAAUUGAAGUUAGAGUCGUUCCAAAAUAGAUAUUGGAUGUUGGUCGGCAUAGUGUUAGGGGAAUUAGGAGUUGUUGUACGACAGAGUGGCACUUCAUACGACUGGCCAGGUUCUUAUGGAUGGGCCAUCGGGAACAAUGGUAAUGAAGGAGUAUGGAAAGAGGGGUCUUUUACGAAAGACAAUACUUUGACAAAACUGAUAAAAACAGGUGACACGGUUGAGUUAGUCUUGAAUUGCGAUGCAGCUAAGUUGUCACUUCAUAUUCCCACUGGUCAGAAAUUUCACAUUGAUAUUCCAACGUUCCGGCAAACCUGGAGACUGCAUGUCUAUUUGUAUGGUGCAAAUGACAAAAUCCGUAUAACAAAUGUUAAUGAAUAAUAAAUUUAAGGCUCCAUUCUUUGUAUUACAAUAACAAUUGCCGGUUAACAGCACGAUAUGACUUUAGUUUCACUAGCCUGCGUAGCAGCCUCGCCGCCUGCAAGCAAAUAAAUGCCUGCUACACAGGCUAGACUAAAAGCCAGACUAAACGACUUUAUGUAUAUUUGAAACUGUUUCCAAUUGGCCGCGGCCACUAACCUCAUAGUACACUGGAUAGAACUACCUCGCCAGCGUGCCGCACGUGCGAAAAAAGAGAUGAAGUUGAUAGGCGAGGUAGUUCUGUCCAGUGCACUAUGAGAUCAGUGACCACCCCCUGGUGACCGCCCAGGAAAGUUGAGCUGAAUUCCCACUUGCAAGGAUAAUUUCGCUGUCGAAAUUCUCCGCUCAAUCUAUUUUGAAUUGUGAGCGGUGAAGUAGAACUGAUUUAUUCGGAUGGUCACAAUUCAAAAGAAAUCAAGCGAAAUAUCUCGACGACGAAAUAUUUCUCUGUAAGUGGAAAUCCUCCUGGCCUCUUUGCUCGAAAUGUCGAGGAGUGUACCACAUUUUUUCUGUGUAGAUUGAAUUCAAGUAAAUUU